Messenger RNA from Botrytis cinerea B05.10, 1177 nucleotides. It is a transcript of the gene Bcnep1, whose product is annotated as Bcnep1. The transcript is spliced from 3 exons. The record is from RefSeq and is a predicted model, not a curated record. The coding region runs from base 200 to 940 and encodes 246 amino acids. NCBI's taxonomy places the organism in Eukaryota, Fungi, Ascomycota, Leotiomycetes, Helotiales, Sclerotiniaceae.
GGGAGAUUGUAUGGGUGGAUAUACAUCUGGUGCCGAUUGAAUACAUCAAGUGAUGAUAGCAAAAUACUAUAUAAGUAUCGAUGGUGUCUUCUCUUUCAAUCCAUCAUCAGCAUCAACAGCAUCAGCUUCCAUUCCAUAUUCAUUACAUUCCACAUUACCACUUUCGUUAAAAUCAUCAAUUUGACCUCAUUCAUUCAAAAUGCAUUUCUCCAACGCAAAAUUCCUUUCUAUCCUCGCUGCUGCUGCAGCAGUCAAGGGUGCUCCAAUUGAGGAGAGCACCAUUCAAGCUCGCGCCGUCGUUCCUCAUGACUCCAUCAACCCAUGGGGAGAAAACGUACCUGGUAACGCCUUGGGUAACACCUUGAAGAGAUUCGAGCCAUAUCUUCACAUUGCUCAUGGUUGUCAACCAUACAGUGCCGUUGAUGGUAAUGGUAACACCAGUGGUGGACUCCAAGAUACUGGCAAUGUCUCAGCCGGCUGCCGUGAUCAGAGCAAGGGCCAAACCUAUGUCCGAGGUGGCUGGUCUGGAGGUCGCUAUGGAAUCAUGUACGCCUGGUACUUCCCCAAGGAUCAACCAGCCGCUGGAAACGUCGUCGGAGGUCACCGUCACGACUGGGAGUAUGUCGUCGCUUGGGUCAACAACCCCGAGGUUGCCAACCCCACCUUAAUCGGCGCCGGCGCAUCCGGUCACGGAAGCAUCAAGAAGACCACAAACCCCCAACGCCAGGGCGACAGAUUGAAGGUCGAAUACUAUGUCUCCUUCCCAACCAACCACGAGUUGCAGUUCACCAACACCUUGGGCAGAGAUUUGCCAAUGAUGUGGUAUGACUUCUUGCCAGCUGUUAGCAAGACAGCUUUACAAAACACCAACUUUGGAAAGGCAAACUGCCCAUUCAAUGACGCAAACUUCAACAACAACCUCGCCAAGGCAAGAAUCUAAAGUUCUUUCUUACUAGAUAGAGUUCUGGAGAAUCUGGAAGUUUGUCCUGUCAGAGAUCGUUAGUUGGGGGUUUUCGGGGAUGUUUUUUGUGGUUUUCUUUCCUUUUGGUUAUUUUGAAUAUGGAAGUACGAGGUAUGAACAGGGAGGGUUUGGUUUAUUUUUUUUAUCUCAUCUCUUUUUCGAGUUUUAAGAUGAAGCUUUAAUGAAAUUAAUAUACUUCUGCAAUAUUCUUUCCGA